AUGCCGUCCCCGUAACAGUUGGCUUUGGGGUUUCACAGGAGAAGGUAUCAUCCUUCUCUGGCUGUUUCAACCUGCAGCUGCUUCGCUACUACUCUUCCUCCCUGUGACCGCCCUUUCGCUUCUGCCUCCACUUCUUCCGUCGUUAUGUCUCCUGAAGCUUCGAUGCUUACCCGCCGAGCUGCUCUCAUUUUCAUCGUCGUCACUCUUUCCACUUUGCUUCUUUACACUAAUACGGAUUCCCUCCGCUUCCUGCGUUUAUCGUCAAGUUCCCUUUCUUCUUCCUCCUUCUCUAUUUUUUUCCUGCAGAAUCCCAAUCAACAGCUUGAAGAAGUUUUGAAGAACGCUUCCAUGGCGAAUAAGACUGUUAUUUUGACGACUUUAAAUGACGCCUGGGCGAGUCCCAAUUCGGUUGUUGAUCUUUUCCUUCAGAGCUUUACGCUUGGAGAUGGCACACAAAGGCUGUUGGACCAUUUGGUGAUUAUUGCCUUGGAUGAAAAGGCAUAUAAUCGCUGUCGAAUUGUACAUAAGCAUUGCUUUGCUCUUGUCACCGAGAUGUCAGACUUUUCAAGGAAGGCAUACUUUAUGACCCCACGCUACUUGAAAAUGAUGUGGAGAAGGAUUGAUUUCCUGCGAUCUGUCCUUGAGUUGGGUUAUAGUUUUGUUUUCACGGAUGCUGAUAUCAUGUGGUUCAGGGAUCCAUUUCCACGGUUCUUUCCUGAUGCUGACUUCCAGAUUGCAUGUGACAAUUUUUUUGGCAGACCUGAUAAUAUGAAUAACAGACCCAAUGGGGGAUUUAACUAUGUAAAGUCUAAUAAUCGGUCAAUAGCAUUCUACAAGUUCUGGUAUUCUGCACGUGAAACUUAUCCAGAAUAUCAUGAUCAGGAUGUUCUGAAUAAGAUCAAGUCUCAUCCUUUCAUAUCAGAUAUUGGACUGAAGAUUAGAUUUUUGGAUACAGCUUAUUUUGGUGGUCUUUGUGAGCCUAGCAGAGAUUUGAAUGUAGUAUGCACAAUGCAUGUAAAUUGCUGUUAUGGUAUGAAUAAUAAGCUUCAUGAUCUCAAAAUUAUGCUUCAAGAUUGGAGAGCUUUCAUGUCAUUGCCACCAGAUCUGAAGAAUGAAUCCAUUAUCUCCUGGAGGGUCCCUAAGAAUUGCAGACUCUAACGCCAUUAGGGUUCCCCAACUCCAGAGAUGGAUGUUCAACCAGAGGAAGAUGAUUGAUUGGAAUUGUACAUAUGCUUAAAAUAUUUACUG
Durio zibethinus is the source of this 1248-nucleotide messenger RNA. The record is from RefSeq and is a predicted model, not a curated record. NCBI's taxonomy places the organism in Eukaryota, Viridiplantae, Streptophyta, Magnoliopsida, Malvales, Malvaceae.